AUGCAGGAGCCUGAGAAAAUUCCUAAACCAGCUCCCCGGCGGAUCUUCCAUGAGCGACAGAGGGUCACUGGUCUGCCUUUGUAUUUCCAAGGUUAUCUGUCGAUUCGGCGUUCAGGAUGCCAGGAAUUUAAAAUGUAUUGGACAGAACUCAGAGGAACUGUGCUCUUCUUUUAUGAUGAUAAGAAAGCCCCAACAUACUCACAGAAAUUAGAUAUAUCAGCUUUGAUCUCAGUAACUAAUAUUUAUCCGAAUGAAAAUGGCUUUGCGCAGUUCAUCCUGAUGCUGUCGAAUGAGGAACUAGAACUGAAGGCAGAGGACUGUGAAUUUGGGAAAGAAUGGAAGGGUUUUAUUCUCACUGUAACAAAGUUAUCAGUUCCACUGGAUGAGUCAUUAUCACCUGGUCAAUUUAUGAGAAUGCAUGAAGUAUUAGAGAAAGAAAGGAAAAGAAGGAUGAUGCUUAAUGACAGUUCAAGUGCAUCCUUGAAUGAAGAAAGCCCUCCCAGCAGGAACUACAGCAGUACAUCGACCACUAUGCCAAUAUGUUUCCAUGCAGUGUCUCGACAAGAAGCGAUAGAGAUGUUGGAAAAGAACCCUUCCUGCGGGAAUUUGGUCUUGCGGCCUGGCAGCAACAGUAAGAACUACGCAAUCACAGUUCGACAACUGAUAGAUGCCCCAUUCAUAAAGCACUACAGAGUAAUAACCAAAGAAGCAAGUUUUGUCAUUGAAUUGGAAAGACAGGUCACACUGAUGAGCCUUCACGAUGUCAUCAAUUACUUUGUGACCCAGACCCGAGGGAACCUGAAACCGUUUGUCAUGCCUGCGUAUGACAACAUGCUGCAGUCCAAAGGUAUGCCUACCUCAGAACAGGUGCCGAGAGAGAUCAAACAAGAAACUAUUCACAGUCCAGAAGAAAGACCACUCCUGGCCCCUGUUGCUAACCAAAUACUACCACAGAGUCAGGGAUGUACUGCCCCGCAUCAAGAGUAUACAAAGGAAUAA
Messenger RNA from Rhea pennata, 999 nucleotides. It is a transcript of the gene STAP1, whose product is annotated as signal transducing adaptor family member 1. The transcript is spliced from 9 exons. Bases 1 to 999 code for a protein of 332 amino acids. Gene Ontology annotation, molecular function: protein kinase binding; signaling adaptor activity. Gene Ontology annotation, biological process: positive regulation of B cell receptor signaling pathway; cell surface receptor protein tyrosine kinase signaling pathway. The record is from RefSeq and is a predicted model, not a curated record. Lineage: Eukaryota; Metazoa; Chordata; Aves; Rheiformes; Rheidae.